This is a messenger RNA of Cladophialophora immunda, 1347 nucleotides long. RefSeq lists its product as uncharacterized. The transcript is spliced from 4 exons. Bases 1 to 1347 code for a protein of 448 amino acids. Lineage: Eukaryota; Fungi; Ascomycota; Eurotiomycetes; Chaetothyriales; Herpotrichiellaceae. The record is from RefSeq and is a predicted model, not a curated record.
AUGGCUCUGCCGUCCAGCUUGGAAUGGCUCUCUCCUCCUAUUGUCCUAGGAGCUUUCGUCCUUUGGGACGUUCUCGAGCAGCGGAUAUCCGAAAGAAAUCGCAAACGGUAUCGCGAGUUUCCCAUACCCCGUCCUGAGGACCGUGCAUACAGCGCUUCUGAUGUCAGCAUCAUCGUCCCCACCGUCGACACAGAUCCGGCGUUCUCUGAAUGCCUCAGUGGGUUGCUUAGAAAUAGACCGCUCGAGAUCAUCAUUAUUACCACCGAAGAAGAGGAAGGCAGGAUCCGAGAGCUUGUUCAUAUUCCGUCUGUGGAAGCCAAUAUAGGCAAGACGGAUAUUCGUAUUCUCACGGUGCUCAAGGCGAACAAACGAGAUCAACUUCUGCGAGGCAUCAACGAGAGCAAAGGAGGUAUUAUGGCGUUGGUCGACGAUGACGCGUUCUGGAAACAUGAGACCGUGCUUACACAUCUUCUGGCGCCUUUUCAGCAGGAAGACAUUGGACUUGUCGGUGGUCCAAUAAACUCAUAUCUACCGACCAAGAGACAGAAUUCCAGCGUAAUCACGCCUUGGGAGGUGGCCGCUAUUCGUCUUCGUGGGAAGCGCCAUGGAAGCAUGAAAGGUGCGUAUGCCGCGGAUGGUGGAAUCAACUUUUGUGUCUCCGGUGUUACAGCGCUACUCCGUUCCGAGAUCGCGCGCAACCCGUCGUUCCAACGUGCUUUUGCGAACGAUAUGUGGAUGGGCCAACGACAAAACUCUGGUGAUGACAGCUUCAUCACACGAUGGGUCCUUUUCCAACAUCUCUUCAAAUCCCCGGUGAGCGACGGGCAGAGACCAGUCCAAUGGAAGCUUGGUAUGCAGCUUACAAAGGAAGCCGAGGUCGGUACCUCUAUCAUGCCAGACGCACGGUUCGCUGGGCAAAUGAAACGAUGGUAUCGGAGCGGCCUUCGACACCGAUUGAUGUGUCUCGUGUACGAACCCGGCAUUGUGGGAAUGUACAAGACUUGUCCUUAUAUGACACGAAAGAUGGUGGAAGGAAUGCUCAAUCCGGUGUUGCUGUGGGUGCGCCUGUACUGCUUCUGGAGAAUAUUCCAUGUCUGUCCGUGGUUUGCUUUCUUCGUGCUCUCUAUCAAGCUUUACACUUACAUCGACGGUCUGCUCGACUUUGCAAACGAAUACCCCUUUGCCCGGCGGCACCUGUGGGCGGCUCUUCUUGUCGACAGACUCUACCUCGUCUCGGACUGGUACUGUUGGAUCACGCUGGGGACUGAGGCGUGGAUAACGAGGCACGCAGUGGAUGACUGUGAGGCAGAUGUGGGUCCCAGUGGAAAUCGUGUCAAAGAAGAAUAG